Molecule: messenger RNA, 1299 nt
Organism: Ornithodoros turicata
Lineage: Eukaryota; Metazoa; Arthropoda; Arachnida; Ixodida; Argasidae
Exons: 4
Coding region: 47-1273 (408 amino acids)
Source: RefSeq, a predicted model, not a curated record
CCUCCUUCUGCCUUGACGAAUCUGAUGGCGAGAGCGUUCUCCAGUCAUGAAAACAGCAUGUACUACAGACCCUCAAGUCGAGAAACAGGUCGGCUCUUGUUCGCAGCAUCUGAAAUGGGGAUCUGGUGUGAUUUUUGUCCUUGUGGUCUGCCUGCUUGGAACACAGGCUUUCCUUUUCCACAAACGAAGCGUCCAGGAACCAUUCUCGCAAUCGACCGUUGAUGACAUCGACGACACCUUGAGCGCGCCGGCUGCUGAUCUCAUGACUGAUCUCUCACCCAACACGAAGUUCACUUGCGUUUACAACUACCUUCAAAAUUCAUCAGAAGGAGCGUACAGCCCCAACAUCCUCCCAUUUCCAUUAUGCCAUAAUCUGGUAUUCUGCUGUCUCCAACCUAUGGUCCUACCAACGCAAUCACAGGUGGCAGCAAUCAAGACGCUUAAGAACCUGGGCGAACAGAGGUCGCUGUACGUUGUUUUCGGUGGAACACAAGACAGCGACAUCGUGUUGGCGAGGCUGUUGAACGAUGCCUGGCAGCAGUCCUUAUUUGCCCACUACGUGUUUGAUGUUCGUCGACGGUUUGCCUUCGACGGUAUAUAUCUUUACUGGGCCGAGCCUGAAGAGAAGCAUCGCAUGCAUAUGGUAAUGCUAGCGGAUCAGCUGAGACAGAAGCUGUCUACACAUUUACUAGGCUUAGGGUUUAUGGUGAAUGGGCGACAAGAGUUUACUGGUGCGUUGGACCUAGUGGGUUUGCUACGACGACUUGGGCCACGGAGAGUCUUCAUCGCGCCCCCCUUCUACCCACCAAUGUUAUACUCUAAGACAGAGAUCUACCACCACCACCGGCUGUUAUCGAUACACUCCAAAUUAGCGAAUAUGAGCGGGAAAUAUUCCGGAUACCUGUGUCAUGGUGUAUCGAUAGCGGGUGUUGCAUUUGCACUAAAGACGUCUGGCCAGCUGCCCGUAGAAGGCGAAAUUGCCAAAGGUCCAGGAGCCCUGGGUACAAGAAUGGGUGUCGUGUCCUACGCUGAUAUCUGCCGUCUCAAGUUCGAUGACCUGUCGACGCGAAGUUUUGCAACUGUUGGCGUUAGUGGACGAACAUGGGUGACCUACCUGGACCCGGUCCAGGCUAGGAGAUUUUUCACAUACGUUAGUGUCUUGGGAAGAACAAACUGUCUCGGGUUCUGGAACCCUGAGUUCGAUGACAUAGCUGGGAAGUGUGGAUUCUCCAAAUUUCCAAUCAUGAGGAGUACAGUAACAAAUCGAUUUUGAUUAACCUAUAAUAAAUACUGCGUGUG